GAAGCUAUGAAUUCUGAAAAUCAGCACCCAAAUAAGUUCCCAAGAAAGACUCACCCAUCCUCCUCCCUCACCAGACUUGUUUAAAAAAAUCAGCAUCAAACCCUAUGCAUUUUGACUCUCACUCCAACCAAAUUGACCCUGCUGUGCCUCCUUUCUUCAAAUCCCAAAGCUUCCAAACCAAACAAAAAUCAAAACUUUUCUCUAUAAAACUUCAACUCUCAAUCACCUCAGCAUAACCCAUUUUCAGUUUUCUCUGUUUUUUCCAUUUCCAUUUGCCAUGAGAAGCACUUGGUAUCAGAGCAAGAAACAGGAGAGCCUGAGAAGCAGAGUGCUGGCUAGCUUUUCUCUGCUUCUGCUGAUGAUGCUGUUACAGCUGGAGAGCAUUCCAUGUUAUGGAGCAGUUUUGUAUGAAAAAUCAAGCAGGUUCAAAGGUGGAUCGGCUUCUGGGAUAAGUGCUUUUAAAUCCCAAGGUAGGUUCAAAGUGAAAAACAAUGCAGCUAAAGAUGAUGAAAUUUUUGGUGCUGGAAAGAGAAGCGUCUUCACAGGUCCAAAUCCUCUGCAUAACAGAUAAGUUUCUUAGCUGAGGAGAAGAUGAGAUGUCAAUUUCAAUUUUCAUGCCUAAACGUAUUUUUUUUUCCUCAUUUCCUUUUAUUUCACCUUUGUAAGAAAGUAUUUUGAAUCAA
Messenger RNA from Rubroshorea leprosula, 683 nucleotides. Lineage: Eukaryota; Viridiplantae; Streptophyta; Magnoliopsida; Malvales; Dipterocarpaceae. The record is from the annotation of a GenBank genome assembly.